GUGCCCCGGAAGCGGAAGUGUAUCCUUUUCAUAAGAGGGUGGACUACGCCGAGUGGUGACGUUUCCUCAUUGGGCGGAAGGUUCGGUGGCAAUCGUCGGUCUUCCAGCUGGUGGGAGUUGGCGUCGUGGUGCUGGGCGCUGGAGCCCUAGUUUGUAUAGUUUGGGAAGUCGGGCUGUGGGAUCGCAUCUGUCUGUCUGAUCCUUGCUUUUCUUGGUUUCCUCCCACGUUGCGGGGGCCUCGCGAAGGAAUCCCCGGCCCCUUUGGGCCACAGCGGUAGCGGUGCCUUUUGCGGUGAGGAAAGUGAGGCUCAGAGAGAUUAAGUAACUUGCCCACAGUAACUCAGCCAGUAUGUAACAGAGCUGGGUUUGAAUCCAAGUCUGUCAGACUCCAAAGCCCAUGCUCUUUCCAGUACUUCACACUGCAGCAGAUUUUCUUGUAAUCACAUCUAUCAAAGCCUUCAAGAUGGUACUAGCAGACCUUGGAAGAAAAAUAACAUCAGCAUUACGCUCAUUGAGCAAUGCCACCAUUAUCAAUGAAGAGGUAUUAAAUGCUAUGCUAAAAGAAGUAUGUACAGCAUUAUUGGAAGCAGAUGUUAAUAUUAAACUAGUGAAGCAACUAAGAGAAAAUGUAAAGUCUGCUAUUGAUCUUGAAGAGAUGGCAUCUGGUCUUAACAAAAGAAAAAUGAUUCAGCACGCUGUAUUUAAAGAACUUGUGAAGCUUGUAGACCCUGGAGUUAAAGCAUGGACACCCACUAAAGGAAAACAGAAUGUGAUCAUGUUUGUUGGAUUGCAAGGGAGUGGUAAAACAACAACAUGUUCAAAGUUAGCAUAUUAUUACCAGAGGAAAGGUUGGAAGACCUGUUUGAUAUGUGCAGACACAUUCAGAGCAGGAGCUUUUGACCAACUAAAACAGAAUGCUACCAAAGCAAGAAUUCCAUUCUAUGGAAGCUAUACAGAAAUGGAUCCUGUUAUCAUUGCCUCUGAAGGAGUGGACAAAUUCAAAAAUGAAAAUUUUGAAAUUAUUAUUGUUGAUACAAGUGGCCGCCAUAAACAGGAAGACUCUUUGUUUGAAGAAAUGCUUCAAGUCGCUAAUGCUAUACAACCUGAUAACAUUGUUUAUGUGAUGGAUGCCUCCAUUGGGCAGGCUUGUGAAGCCCAGGCAAAGGCUUUUAAAGAUAAAGUAGAUGUAGCCUCGGUCAUAGUGACAAAACUUGAUGGGCAUGCAAAAGGAGGCGGUGCACUCAGUGCAGUUGCUGCCACAAAAAGUCCAAUUAUUUUCAUUGGUACAGGGGAACACAUAGAUGACUUUGAACCUUUCAAAACACAGCCUUUCAUCAGCAAGCUUCUUGGUAUGGGUGACAUUGAAGGACUGAUAGAUAAAGUCAAUGAGUUGAAGUUGGAUGACAAUGAAGCGCUUAUAGAGAAGUUGAAACAUGGUCAGUUUACGUUGCGAGACAUGUAUGAACAAUUUCAAAAUAUCAUGAAAAUGGGCCCCUUCAGUCAGAUCUUGGGGAUGAUCCCUGGUUUUGGAACAGAUUUUAUGAGCAAAGGAAAUGAACAGGAGUCAAUGGCAAGGCUAAAGAAAUUAAUGACGAUAAUGGAUAGUAUGAAUGAUCAAGAACUUGACAGUACUGAUGGUGCCAAGGUUUUUAGUAAACAACCAGGAAGAAUCCAAAGAGUGGCAAGAGGAUCAGGUGUGUCGACUAGAGAUGUCCAAGAACUUUUGACACAAUAUACCAAAUUUGCACAGAUGGUAAAAAAGAUGGGAGGUAUCAAAGGACUUUUCAAAGGUGGUGACAUGUCUAAGAAUGUGAGUCAGUCACAGAUGGCAAAAUUGAAUCAACAAAUGGCCAAAAUGAUGGAUCCAAGAGUUCUGCAUCACAUGGGUGGUAUGGCAGGACUUCAGUCAAUGAUGAGGCAGUUUCAACAGGGUGCUGCUGGCAAUAUGAAAGGCAUGAUGGGAUUCAAUAAUAUGUAAAGAAGAUGCCUUAAUAUAAACUGACUCAGUUGAUUACAUUAUUUGCUGAGACCUCAGAGUUUCCCUCCUUUUUGCAAACAGGAAAAAAAAAAGUAUUUUUCUUGCCUGUCUUGCUCUUUUUCUUCUUCUCAUCUUUUUUCCCCCUCCUUUUCUUCUUCCUUCCUUCUUUUCUCCUUCCCUUUGAUAUAAGGGAGGAAUAUAUAGUUUUUGUGGAAAUCAUUCUAUUUUUGCUUUAGAUUUUCUUCUGUUAGUGUUCACCACCAUAAUACUUCUUAAGUUAAACAAAUCAUGAUGUAAAAUUUAGUACUUAAAAGUUUUUAAUUGUCUCAAAGGCCAAGCAUUACAUUUGUAAACAGUCCUGGUCAGUAGUUACAUGAUGUCUCAAUAAAAGUGCUGUAAAAUAAACUUCAAACUCGUUAUAAAUUAA
Molecule: messenger RNA, 2405 nt
Organism: Prionailurus viverrinus (fishing cat)
Lineage: Eukaryota; Metazoa; Chordata; Mammalia; Carnivora; Felidae
Gene: SRP54
Product: signal recognition particle 54
Exons: 17
Coding region: 398-1978 (526 amino acids)
Biological process (GO): SRP-dependent cotranslational protein targeting to membrane; SRP-dependent cotranslational protein targeting to membrane, translocation
Cellular component (GO): cytosol; signal recognition particle, endoplasmic reticulum targeting
Molecular function (GO): endoplasmic reticulum signal sequence receptor activity; GTP binding; GTPase activity
Source: RefSeq, a predicted model, not a curated record